Messenger RNA from Lycium ferocissimum, 1239 nucleotides. Its product is annotated as ethylene-responsive transcription factor ERF113. Gene Ontology annotation, molecular function: DNA-binding transcription factor activity; DNA binding. Gene Ontology annotation, biological process: ethylene-activated signaling pathway; regulation of DNA-templated transcription. The coding region runs from base 293 to 1066 and encodes 257 amino acids. The transcript is spliced from 2 exons. The record is from RefSeq and is a predicted model, not a curated record. Lineage: Eukaryota; Viridiplantae; Streptophyta; Magnoliopsida; Solanales; Solanaceae.
CCUUCCUCUACUCCCUUCUUCACUUGCACCUUUUAUGGUCCUUUAAUUUAUCUUCUUAGCUACUACACACUUAUAAAUAGUUGCUUACAACUUUUUUCAAUUUAACCAUCUGAUAUCUGCAGUCCUCUGGUCCAUCUACUGCUUCGAAGCGAUCAUUACAAAGGUAGCAAUCGUGGAUCGAAGGCAUGGGAAGAGGCCCUUUUCAUCCAAUGAAUCGGAGGAGAAAGAGGAUAUUAAUAAUAUUGAUGAAUCCAAUAUUUUCCCUAUUUAUUCGGCUCGAUCUCAACAUGACAUGUCUGCUAUGGUUUCUGUUCUCUCUCAAGUUAUUGGCAACACAAACACUACUACAAAUAACAAUACCAAUAUUUCUUCGUCCGUGCAUGGAGUUAAUCCAUUAACCCUACCUCAAUCAGCUACAAAUAUGCAAAACCAAAUUCAAGAACAAGGGAACCAGCCGAAAAAACGGCAUUAUAGAGGAGUGCGGCAAAGGCCAUGGGGAAAAUGGGCAGCCGAAAUACGUGACCCGAAAAAAGCAGCGAGAGUUUGGCUUGGGACUUUUGACACUGCUGAAUCUGCUGCACUUGCUUAUGAUGAAGCUGCACUUCGAUUCAAAGGCAAUAAAGCUAAACUCAAUUUCCCAGAAAGAGUUCAAUCUGGAAAUACUCACUUCGGAUAUCUUACUAACACUCAUCAUCAUCAUCAUCAAGAAUUGAGUCAUCAGCAGCAGUUAAUUCCUCAGAUGAUCACUCAACCUAAUUUGUUUCCACAACAUUUCCCAAAUGUUCAUCACUACACACAGUUACUUCAAGGUGGCAAUACUAAUAAUAUUGAUAUGAUGAAUUUUGGGGUUUCGGAACCAAGUUUUUAUCAUCAACAAUCAUCAUCAGGAGGUAAUUUGGUUUCGCCGAAUACAUCAUUGGAAUUACAACAACAAGAACAAACACCAAGAUAUUAUCAUAAUCAGGAAGAAGAUUUUCUAAGAUUUCCAAUGGAUUUUGGGAAUUCUUCAACUAGUACUGGACCACCUAGUGAAAGUAAUUGGGAGGAUUUUGAACCUAGAAAGUGAUCUCUUCAUCUUUAAAUUUGGACAUGACGGUAUCUUGACGAUGCCUGUGAGCAUCUAGUGAAUUAUGUAAGCUUUCUAUUUGUUUGUUUAUUUCCAGUUUAUUAUGUAAAAUGCCGGGCUUUUCUUUUAAUGAGUUGUAUUAUCAUGAAUCUAUAUGAAAAAUGUUCGUGUGA